Messenger RNA from Oryzias latipes (Japanese medaka), 2888 nucleotides. The record is from RefSeq and is a predicted model, not a curated record. NCBI's taxonomy places the organism in Eukaryota, Metazoa, Chordata, Actinopteri, Beloniformes, Adrianichthyidae.
AGCAAUAAAAGUGAACAAAGUCAUAAACUACUGUUUGUUUCUAACUUGUUUCUUUCAAAUGUCUUUCAGCAAAUCCUCCACCUGCUUAUAAAUAUGUCCUUUCUGUUGAGAUGAACAUCACAGAGUUGAUAAUAGUCAACAUGUUGAGGAGCAUUCUGAGAAACAUCUCCUACCCACUUAGUAUCAAGAGAAACACACAGAUCAAUCAGUCCAAUAUCACUACAGUUUGCACUCCAAUCAAUAAUGGUCACCAGUGCAUUUGUGAGGACCAGUAUCGGUGGUCAUGUGACCAGUGUCUGAUGUAUGGAGCAUGUGACCAGAUCUUUGCAGGCUCAUGUGGAUGCAUCAACACCAUUCCUUCUGACAGAAACUUCUGCCAGUCUCUGUAUCAACACAGUAAGAAGUUUGAAACAGUUCUAUCUUUCUGUGGACAAACACAGAGUCAAAUCAAGACAAACUUUAUUCCUGUUCCUAUUGUUUUUUCAGAUUUCACUGAUUGUCUUCCUACAACACAUUUACCACCUACAACACAUUUAUCCCCUACAACAUAUUUACCACCUACUACACCAAAUCCUCCACCUGCUUAUAAAUAUGUCCUUUCUGUUGAGAUGAACAUCACAGAUUUGACAACAGUCAACAUGUUGAGGAGCAUUCUGAGAAACAUCUCCUACCCACUCAGUAUCAAGAGAAACACACAGAUCAAUCAGUCCAAUAUCACUACAGUUUGCACUCCAAUCAAUAAUGGUCACCAGUGCAUUUGUGAGGACCAGUAUCGGUGGUCAUGUGACCAGUGUCUGAUGUAUGGAGCAUGUGACCAGAUCUUUGCAGGCUCAUGUGGAUGCAUCAACACCAUUCCUUCUGACAGAAACUUCUGCCAGUCUCUGUAUCAACACAGUAAGAAGUUUGAAACAGUUCUAUCUUUCUGUGGACAAACACAGAGUCAAAUCAAGACAAACUUUAUUCCUGUUCCUAUUGUUUUUUCAGAUUUCACUGAUUGUCUUCCUACAACACAUUUACCACCUACAACACAUUUAUCACCUACAACAUAUUUACCACCUACUACACCAAAUCCUCCACCUGCUUAUAAAUAUGUCCUUUCUGUUGAGAUGAACAUCACAGAGUUGACAACAGUCAACAUGUUGAGGAGCAUUCUGAGAAACAUCUCCUACCCACUCAGUAUCAAGCGAAACACACAGAUCAAUCAGUCCAAUAUCACUACAGUUUGCACUCCAAUCAAUAAUGGUCACCAGUGCAUUUGUGAGGACCAGUAUCGGUGGUCAUGUGACCAGUGUCUGAUGUAUGGAGCAUGUGACCAGAUCUCUGCAGGCUCAUGUGGAUGCAUCAACGCCAUUCCUUCUGACAGAAACUUCUGCCAGUCUCUGGAUCAACACAAUUUCACUCAUUGUCUUCCUACAACACAUUUACCACCUACAACCCAUUUAUCACCUACAACAUAUUUACCACCUACUACACCAAAUCCUCCACCUGCUUAUAAAUAUGUCCUUUCUGUUGAGAUGAACAUCACAGAGUUGAGAACAGUCAACAUGUUGAGGAGCAUUCUGAGAAACAUCUCCUACCCACUCAGUAUCAAGAGAAACACACAGAUCAAUCAGUCCAAUAUCACUACAGUUUGCACUCCAAUCAAUAAUGGUCACCAGUGCAUUUGUGAGGACCAGUAUCGGUGGUCAUGUGACCAGUGUCUGAUGUAUGGAGCAUGUGACCAGAUCUUUGCAGGCUCAUGUGGAUGCAUCAACGCCAUUCCUUCUGACAGAAACUUCUGCCAGUCUCUGUAUCAACACAGUAAGAAGUUUGAAACAGUUCUAUCUUUCUGUGGACAAACACAGAGUCAAAACAAGACAAACUUUAUUCCUGUUCCUAUUGUUUUUUCAGAUUUCAAUGAUUGUCUUCCUACAACACAUUUACCACCUACAACCCAUUUAUCACCUACAACAUAUUUACCACCUACUACACCAAAUCCUCCACCUGCUUAUAAAUAUGUCCUUUCUGUUGAGAUGAACAUCACAGAGUUGAGAACAGUCAACAUGUUGAGGAGCAUUCUGAGAAACAUCUCCUACCCACUCAGUAUCAAGAGAAACACACAGAUCAAUCAGUCCAAUAUCACUACAGUUUGCACUCCAAUCAAUAAUGGUCACCAGUGCAUUUGUGAGGACCAGUAUCGGUGGUCAUGUGACCAGUGUCUGAUGUAUGGAGCAUGUGACCAGAUCUUUGCAGGCUCAUGUGGAUGCAUCAACGCCAUUCCUUCUGACAGAAACUUCUGCCAGUCUCUGUAUCAACACAGUAAGAAGUUUGAAACAGUUCUAUCUUUCUGUGGACAAACACAGAGUCAAAACAAGACAAACUUUAUUCCUGUUCCUAUUGUUUUUUCAGAUUUCAAUGAUUGUCUUCCUACAACACAUUUACCACCUACAACCCAUUUAUCACCUACAACAUAUUUACCACCUACUACACCAAAUCCUCCACCUGCUUAUAAAUAUGUCCUUUCUGUUGAGAUGAACAUCACAGAGUUGAGAACAGUCAACAUGUUGAGGAGCAUUCUGAGAAACAUCUCCUACCCACUCAGUAUCAAGAGAAACACACAGAUCAAUCAGUCCAAUAUCACUACAGUUUGCACUCCAAUCAAUAAUGGUCACCAGUGCAUUUGUGAGGACCAGUAUCGGUGGUCAUGUGACCAGUGUCUGAUGUAUGGAGCAUGUGACCAGAUCUCUGCAGGCUCAUGUGGAUGCAUCAACGCCAUUCCUUCUGACAGAAACUUCUGCCAGUCUUUGGAUCAACACAGUAAGAAAUUUCACUCAUUGUCUUCCUACAACACAUUUACCACCUACAACCCAUUUAUCACCUACAACAUAUUUACCACCUACUACACGUAA